This is a messenger RNA of Daphnia pulicaria, 1095 nucleotides long. It is a transcript of the gene 140up, whose product is annotated as RPII140-upstream gene protein-like. Lineage: Eukaryota; Metazoa; Arthropoda; Branchiopoda; Diplostraca; Daphniidae. The transcript is spliced from 7 exons. Gene Ontology annotation, cellular component: mitochondrion. The record is from RefSeq and is a predicted model, not a curated record. The coding region runs from base 94 to 954 and encodes 286 amino acids.
UGGAAAUCAGAUGGAAUCACGAAUCAAAACACCAUGCUAAGUUGAUAACCGUCUGCUAGAAAAGCAUUUGUUAAACACAAAUUAUUUUAAAAAAUGUGGAGAAGAAAAAUACCGAUUCGGCUAGGACUUAGCAUUUUUGGUGUGGAAAUAUUGUCAAAUAAUGACAUUAUUGAUCCCACAUCCCCAUCUGCGCAAAAGCUAGCGGAAGAAGCACGAAGAACAGCUGAAAAUGAGACCGGUUGGGAUCGGCUGAAGGCCAUAUUUAAAACCGAUGAAUUCAAUUCCGUUAGUCCUGAACUUGACAGUACUUUUGCUGCAGCAGCUGGAGGUUUAUUAGCAGGAAUGAUUAUUGGUGGAAUGCCUGCAUCAAAGUUAGCACAUGAGGAUUUCAUAGCAAGAAAUAAAGCAUCCACAUUUGAGAAUCAUAUAGAAGCCAAGAGCAAGCUGCAGUUCAAUGUUACUAGAGCAAUGGCUGUAGGAGGCUGGAGAGUAGGAUGGAGGCUUGCUCUUUUUACAGGAGGUUUCACGUUUUUUACCACAGCUGUUUCAACAUACCGGAAUAAGUCGAGCAUAUUUGAAUUUUCAGCCGGCGGGCUAUUGGCAGGUUCCAUGUACAAAUUCACAAUGGGUCCAAAAGCGAUGGUGUCAGGUGGUCUUGCAGGAGGAGUUUUGGGCACAGUAGCUGGUGCCGUUACGGUUGGAUUACUGAAGUUGACUGGCACAACAACUGAAGAAUUGCGUUAUUGGAGAAAAGGGUGGAAAGAGUCCCAAAAUAGAGAAGUUACAGUCGGAAAUCCUAAACGAAAGGAAACCUUGGGAACAAUGGGAAUUAUGCACGAUUUGAGUGUGACAAUGAAAGCACACUUGAAUGAAUCCAACGAAAGCGACGAAGAAAACGCGAAGACUCCAAAUACAGUGAGCGAACAGAAAGCAUUGCAAUCGGAAACCAGCUGAAUGAUACGUUAUUCUUGCGGCUUUUGGCUCGUCAGGCGACGCGCACCUCUACCAGGAGGACCUUUGGGUUUCUCAAAUUUGGGUUGAUGAAGAUUUUUCUUCGGAUGCAACUCAUCCAUCACGAAUUCUUCAGUUAACUCA